This is a messenger RNA of Penicillium psychrosexuale, 882 nucleotides long. Its product is annotated as N-terminal binuclear Zn cluster-containing/DNA binding domain-containing protein. Gene Ontology annotation, cellular component: nucleus. Gene Ontology annotation, molecular function: DNA binding; zinc ion binding; DNA-binding transcription factor activity, RNA polymerase II-specific. The transcript is spliced from 2 exons. The coding region runs from base 1 to 882 and encodes 293 amino acids. Gene Ontology annotation, biological process: regulation of DNA-templated transcription; DNA-templated transcription. NCBI's taxonomy places the organism in Eukaryota, Fungi, Ascomycota, Eurotiomycetes, Eurotiales, Aspergillaceae. The record is from RefSeq and is a predicted model, not a curated record.
AUGGAGUUAGACCACCGUGAAAACGCUGGUGAUAGGCUCUCAUUGUAUGCUUGUCUACCCUGCCGCCAAGCUAAAAGGCGCUGCGACCGCACAUAUCCUCAAUGUACUCUUUGUUCUCAGAAGAGGAUUAGGUGUGAUUACCCAAGUGGCCGAAAAACGAGACAAGUUCGUCGUAAUCGAAAGAGAAACUCUGAUGUGUCUUCAAAAUCGCCUAUCGAUAGCUCGAUCACCGACCCCGCUUCCAUCCCCAUAUCAGAGAUAAGAAGAGAGGAUGAACAGCGCAUUAUAUCCGAGUCGGCCGAAAGUACUGUUUUGGCGGAAAGAUUCCUUGAUCCAGAAGUCUUCCAUCGCGCGCAAUUAGAAGUUCAAAGCCUGGAUCCAGCAUUCGCAAUUACCAACGAAGUGUCUGACUUGGUCGGCGGCUUAUUGGAGAUUAAAGCCACUGCGAAGAAAUUCUUUGAGACAGUUCAUACUUGGAUGCCUAUCGUAUCUAAGAACCAGUUCACGGCCAAAUUGCCUAAUCGUCUGGCUCAUAGAAGAGCUGAGUUAUACCUACUAGUAUUGGCGAUGAAGUUGUGUCACGCCAAUGUGUCAGCAGAUAAAAGGGGACUAUACCGGGCAGUAAAACAGCUUUACUUCGAAGUUGAAUUGUCUGGGAUACUUUCUAUCCUUGUCCUUCAAUCGGGGAUCCUCAUUGCAAUCUACGAGCUAGGACAGGGUAUAUAUCCGGCUGCCUUUUUGUCCGUCGGAUGCUGCGCUCGUUAUGCCACUGCACUUGGGUUUAACAAUAGCAUAAUCUCGCCAAGCUCCAUGGUACGGCCAUGGGAUGAAGAAGAAGAACGUCGUCGAGUUUGGUGGUCAAUACUGGUGCUAGAUAGGUAG